CAAAAAAAAAAAAAAAGGAAAGGAGCAGCACUGAGCUUUCUUGACUUCACCUGGGGUUUCUGUGUCUGCAGGGACCCUGGUAGCUAAUGUCCGAAGAAAGUGACUCUCUGCGGACCAGCCCUUCUGUGGCCUCACUCUCUGAAAAUGAGCUGCUGCCGCCGCCACCUGAGCCUCCCGGCUACGUGUGCUCACUGACCGAAGACCUGGUCACCAAGGCCCGGGAAGAGCUGCAGGAGAAGCCAGAGUGGCGACUCCGGGAUGUGCAGGCCCUCCGUGACAUGGUACGGAAGGAGUACCCCAACCUGAGCACCUCCCUUGACGACGCCUUCCUGCUGCGCUUCCUGCGUGCCCGCAAGUUUGAUUAUGACCGGGCCCUGCAGCUACUGGUCAACUACCACAGCUGCAGGAGAAGCUGGCCCGAAGUCUUCAGUAACCUGAGGCCAUCAGCCCUGAAAGAUGUCCUCAGCUCCGGAUUCCUCACUGUGCUGCCCCACACGGAUCCCAGGGGCUGCCACGUGCUCUGCAUCCGCCCAGACAGAUGGAUACCGAGCAACUAUCCAAUUACUGAAAACAUCCGAGCCAUAUACUUGACAUUAGAAAAACUCAUUCAGUCUGAAGAAACCCAGGUGAAUGGAAUUAUAAUUCUUGCAGACUACAAAGGAGUGAGCUUAUCAAAAGCAUCUCAUUUCGGCCCUUUUAUAGCCAAAAAGGUGAUUGGCAUCCUCCAGGAUGGUUUUCCCAUUCGGAUAAAAGCGGUCCAUGUAGUAAAUGAACCUCGAAUAUUUAAAGGCAUUUUUGCCAUCAUAAAACCAUUUCUGAAGGAAAAAAUAGCAAACAGAUUCUUCCUCCAUGGGUCUGACCUGAACUCUCUCCACACAAACCUUCCCAGAAACAUUCUCCCCAAGGAGUACGGGGGCACAGCAGGAGAGCUGGACACUGCCACCUGGAACGAAGUGCUCCUGGCCUCCGAGGAAGACUUUGUGAGAGAGUUCUGCCAACCUGUGCCCGCCUGCGACAGCAUCCUGGGGCAAGCACAGCUGCCCGAGGGGCUGACUUCUGAUGCUCAGUGUGACGACUCUAUGCGAGCUGUGAAGUCCCAGCUGUAUUCCUGCUAUUAGCCAGCCCCUUGGGGUGUCACCAGGUUUAAAUCCUCUCCUUUCCUCUUUAGAGACUCAAAAGAACUUAAAUGCCAAGGCCUCAGUCUUGCUGCUUGUAAUGAAAUGGUAGCAUAGAGGAACAACCUGAGGAGCUCCAAGGGCCAGGCCACCAUGGGGAAGCCUUUGGUCACUUGGAUUAUUCCUAGGAUAUGUGGAAAAUAUCCCCAGUGUGAUUCUCAAACAUUUGCACUCGCUCUUUGCAACUGUUAAGCUGUGUCUGGUUCUUAACUCAUCUCAGAAGCUAAAGUCAGCAUCAAAGUUGCUUCGAUCCCACUUUCCUGGAGAAAACCUGAUUGGCCAGUCAGCUGCUACUCCGAAACAGUUUGGCCAGACCUGUAAGGUGGCCAAAUGUGAGACUUGGGAGGUCUUUGUCUUUCACAGGAACCUUAACCGUAUACCUCUGUUGCUCAUCAGGAAUCUUCAAACCAGAGGUCUGGCCCCGUUUGCCGUCACUGGGUUUGGGAAGCACCUUAGCUGAUAGUGGAAGCACUAGGACCCAAGCACCUCUCCCUGAUCAAAUCUGGAAGCCAGAGGCUUCAGAGCAUCCCUGGACUCACUGGCCAAAUCUUGCAGUAGAAACUUUUUUUCCCAAACCUAUAAAACCUUAGCCCUGGUUCUCAAUGGAAUUAUACAAGGUCCUGGCUAAAGGAAUUCUGGCUUAGGAGUCAGAGACCUGAGCUCCAGAUCUGUGUGGACCAGACAUGGGCCACUGUGGGCCUCGGCGUUCUUAUCUGUAAAAUGAGGCUGGGAGAAAUUAGCUUUUCUGAUUGGACAGAUGACUGUGUAUAUACAAAUAGUUGGAUCCUGGUUUUUUUAAUGGUACUCACAGGCCUUUGUCACCACUUAGCCCAGCCUUUAAAGAAAGUAGUAGGUACAGCCAGGCAUGGUGGCACACACCCGUAAUCGUAGCACUCUGGGAGGCUAAGGCAGAAGGAUCACAAGUUCAAGCACUGCAGGGCAACUCAGUGACUUAGACCCUGCCUCAAAAAGUGCUGGAGAGCCAGGUGUGGUGGCGCACUCCUGUAAUCCCAGCACUCAGGAGGUUGAGGCAGGAAGAUCACUAUGUUCAAAGCCAGUCUGGGCUACAUAGUGAGUUCAAGGCCAGCCCGAACUACAUAGGCCCUGUUCAAAAUACCCAGAAAUAAAAAGUGCAGAGGAUGUAGCUCAGUGCAAAGGCCCUGGGUUCAAUUCCCAGUACCACUACAACCAAAAAAAAGUAUAUACAUUCUGGAACUCAAUGACACCAACUUCCUUUUUCCUUUUUCUAGUGAUGGCUAAACUUUAAGAGGAUAGCUUUUGCCUGUAAUCUCAGCCACCAAGGAAGCUGAGGCAGGAUGACUGAAGUUUGAGGCCAGCCUGGACUUCAUGGUGAGACCGUCUUUUAAAAAAAAAAAAAGACUGCACUGGUCAGGCCUCCAGGUGAGCUGACUUAGAUCUUGUAUGAAUUCCUUCCAUCCCUGAGACACUAGUAGUAUAAUGCAAACCUGGCUAUGGUGGUUAUAAUACCUGGGCUUCUUUAAUCCAUCCUUGGAAAUGCACACAGGGCAGAUUAUUGCUAAGUCACCUCUGGGGCCCCUGCACUCCCACUGGAGUUUCAUCAGCCUGAAUGUUAGUCACUACUUCAGCACUUUAGACCCUCCCUGUCAAGACUUUAGCUUUACUUAACCCAAGCACCAUAUUAGGUGGUUCAUCUGGUAGCUUUCAGCCUAUUUCCUUUCCUAUUCAUGCCUGUGACUGUGGAGUUAAAUAGUGACAAGUACUGCUUGUUGUGCACAUACCUUCUCUGCAUUUAGACUGUAAAGGCAAGGCAAACUGCUCAGAGAAAAUACUCUGGAAUUCAAAGCUCAGUUUAUGCUACCUAGCUGUUCAUCUUUACAGCCAUUUAAAAGACACCUUGGUAAGUUUUUGGUGGAAAUUAAUUUACUGACUUAAUUAAUGCUAAUUCUAUGGACAGUUGUUUGUACCAGAUACUAACCCUAGGUUCUAGGGUCCUGGCUGGGCCAGAAGUGCCAAAAUGUACGCCCCUCCCUCCCCUUAAUUCCAACUGACAGUGAUAGGACCGGACCGGCAGUGCUGAAAGGACAUGAGGGCAAUGGCUGAAGUAGACACUGAGAACCCAGCAGCCUGUGUGGACGACCUGGUGAGAGGCACUAGAGAGAGAAAACCACCAAACAAACAGCUAGACAAAAGGAGGGAUCAAGCAUUACGCCCCACCAUGUUGCUGAGGAUUAGAUCCUGCAUCUAGUUGCUGGCCAGUUGCCUUUGUCUGUAUGACUUAACAUAGGGAUGGCCAGGCAUUGGUGAAGCCUACCAAAGACCAGAAAGGUGAAGUGCGUGGUGCUACACCUUUAAUUCCAGCUAUUUGGGAGGCUGAGGGGCAUCAAAAGCUGGACCCCAGCCUGGGCAACUUAGCAAUACCCUGUCUGAAAAUCAAAAAUAAGAAGGGCUGGGAAUGUACCUCAGUGUUAGAGUUCACCUGGGUCCGAUCCUCAGUACGAGGAGGAAAAAAAGAAAGACCAGAAAGGAUGUCGCUCAUUUCCUUGGCCUUUUUGGUUGGACCCAGAAAGAGCGGAUUCUUUCAGCUUCUGAGAGAAGUCCACCUGGGUUGGUCUGCCUGGGAGCUGCUGUGCUUUAUUUUGGCUCCAAAGAGAGAUCAAAUAGUCUUGCACCUCAGGAGGUUUGGACCCAGCUGUGAACACGAACCUCCCUGGUGCAAACUAAGGCAGGGGCUGUGUGGACCAGCGGGGCCGCAGUGAGCCAUGCUUAGUAGUUGGGAAACCCCUGGUGGAGCCCACAAGUGAACACUGAAAACUGGGGAGUGUUUUCCAUCAGGGAAAAGUUUCAGGUGUUUCACAAAUACCUGGAAAUUAACCAUUCUCUAUAUUCAUGGUAGUGUACCAGGAAGAACAAGAAAGCUAUAAUAAGCUAGGAAAACUGAGUGCCAGCUUUAUCCUCCUAGGUGGCCUUGAAUUAGAGCCCCUUCAUACCCUUGAAUCUGUAUGACAAGGUCUCACUGUGUAGCCCAGGCUGGCCACAACUUGCGGUGAUCCCAUCCUCCGCCUUCCUAAUGCUGGGAUUACAGGCGUUGGGCCACCAUGCCCAGCCUGAACCUCCUGUUUCUGGCAUCUAAUUGGUUUUACUGCCACAGGGACACUGUACUCGUUUUUCUUGUCCAUGUGAAUUUAGGAAAUUUAGGUCUGAAAGUGUUGGGAACUGGAGCUUCCAAAUCAAUGUGUGAGCUUAGGUAUAUAGGGAUUUCUUCCUCCCCUUCCCCUAUCCACCUACCCAGAAUUCUGGAAAACUGCCUCUUCUUAGAACCUUCUGUUCUACCUUCAUGAGGAGAGGCAAGUGAAGUCUAUUUAGCAGCCAGAAAUGCAACCCUGCCUUCACCCUUUGACUUUCCUGUUUAUUUUUACCUGAGGUAGCUUGGGAUUGUUCACACUUCAUCCUGCUUUCCGAGGAAUCACUUGACUCGGGCUUAUAAGCGCUUCGGGUUACCAGAUACAGCUUUUCCAAGAAAGAGCUGGGGUGACAGAAAGCACUUCCCUUGAAUUCCUGUGCGCUACUGGCCUUGAGUGGGCCACUCCUGUAAAUGUUAUCUCACCCUCAGAUCAGUCAUAGGAUUACUUUUCUAUUUGAGCAGCAAAAGCUGUCCUGUUGUGGCGUUAUUACCUCAUUUAGAAGUUUUCAGCUUUCCAGGUUUUCCUUUGAAACCUUUGUUUAGAGAAUAAGAUCUCAGCUAAGCUAAUCUAAGUGUGGCUGUCCUAUGGCCGUGAGAGUCAUGGAGGCUCCAAACACGUGGACUGCUCAAGAGAUUCCAGUCUUGGGAUCAAUUAGCUUUGUAAAUCUAAGGUCUUUCUGCUCUCCCGACUCAGAAAUGGUGUGCUUGAAAUGAAAGAAACAUCAGAUAUUCUCCUUAACAGGAGCUUGCUUUAUGAGAAGGUCCAGUGUGACUUACGGACAGAGAUGACAGUGAUGGAUUUACUGGUUUCAGUUAACUGGCUUUCAAAAUCUCACUGGGUAGCACAUUUAGUCAGGCAGUAUCGGGCUUUGUGGGCUCUUGUGGACCUGCCUCCGCUGCUGGCGUGUCAGGUAGGAAGCUGUGUGAAAUACUUGAAACUUCUCUGUGGCCACAGGCUUCUGACCCCACUCUGAUGGGGUGGGAGCUGGGCUAAUUUCCUGACCAGUCUGCAGCACCAUUUCAGCCACUGAUGACAUUCCUUGCUUCAAACUGAAAUUCAGUUUGGCUUUGAGUAUAGGGACAACGGUGGUGGAUUCAUCUACUUCAGUAUUUGUUUUGACCAAAUGUUUAUUUUUCUAGUGCAUUUUUCUAAGUCAGAGUGGUGAAAAUAUGUAACUUUAGUAUGCAUGACUGGGUCUUAAUAAAAAUUCCUUUAAGGUGGA
Molecule: messenger RNA, 5561 nt
Organism: Heterocephalus glaber (naked mole-rat)
Lineage: Eukaryota; Metazoa; Chordata; Mammalia; Rodentia; Bathyergidae
Gene: Ttpal
Product: alpha tocopherol transfer protein like
Cellular component (GO): membrane
Molecular function (GO): phosphatidylinositol bisphosphate binding
Source: RefSeq, a predicted model, not a curated record